Messenger RNA from Equus caballus (horse), 339 nucleotides. It is a transcript of the gene DEFB128, whose product is annotated as defensin beta 128. Gene Ontology annotation, biological process: innate immune response. Gene Ontology annotation, cellular component: extracellular region. The record is from RefSeq and is a predicted model, not a curated record. NCBI's taxonomy places the organism in Eukaryota, Metazoa, Chordata, Mammalia, Perissodactyla, Equidae.
AUGAAGCUGUUUCUGGUUCUCACUAUUCUGCUGUUUGAGGUACCCAAAGAUACGGCCAGACCUAGAAAAUGCUUUAGUAAUAUAACAGGCUACUGCCGGAAGAAAUGCCAAAUGGGGGAAAUAUUUGAAACAGGAUGUGUAAAUGGGAAAUUAUGCUGUGUUAAUGAAGGCGAAAACAAAAAAUACCUGAAACCUGAAAAGUUACCUGUAUCUUCAGUGAAGUCUAAUGAGAACAAGGACUAUAUCAUUUUACCCACCAUGACAAUUUUCACAGUGGAGCCAUAAAUCAAGCACUUGCUCCAGAGGUGUCUACUCUUCCUACAUCGAAAGUGCCACCUA